GAUAGCGCAAAAUCGUCUUUUAGGACAGUGGUUUUCCCACGUCGCAGCGUUUUUGUUUACAUCCUCAUUGCGGUUAGUUUAUUUAUUAUUUUACAACAGAAGGAACACAACUUUACCUUGUUCUCUUGCACGUUUAUAGUAUGAAAGUUUUCGAAUAUGCUUUUGAUCAAUAAUUCACUCUUGGCGUUUCUUGAAUAAACUAUCCUCGACCUUUCAAGCUUUCACCGGCCGCGCCUAUAAAGUGAUCACUUCUACUUUCAUGUGAAACGGUGAAAGCCUCACAAAUUACUCGUUAGUCGCCUCUUUGUCUUCUCCUACACUAUCCUUGAAUUCUCAAUUCUCUAUUCUUCUCCACAAAAACUGUGGCAGACGAGAGUGCAUACUGCACGGGCUGAAGGUCACAACUCAUACAUUUUGCUAACUCAAGGAAAGCAUGAGAGGCAUGGGGAUCAGUUUAGCAACAUGGACUUGUUUAUUGGUCUUAUUGGUUGAACCACAACACUAUAUGGGGUCGCAUUUACCCACCAAGGAAGAGAAUUCCGACGUCAAUGUUUUUAAGAUCAAAUUCACCACUAAAAAAGCCACCAGAAACUCAUAUAUGAUGUUCAUAAAAGAUUUAUAUAACGCAUUGACCGAGCGUGGAGACAGAAAUGGAGAUAUACCAAUUUUGCCUCUUCCUUUAACACCCAGUAAUCCCCAACAAUAUCUUCAUGUAGAGCUCUCGAAUGGCGAAAACAGCAUCACGUUAGCAAUUAAUAUCAGCAAUGUAUAUGUACUGGGGUUUCAAGCAGGUGAAACAGCCUACUUCUUCAAUGAUAUCAAUUCUGCAAUAUAUGAUAUUGUGUUUCCAGACAGUACACGACGCGAGCGUCUUCCAUUUAGGGGAAAUUACAUGGAAAUGCAAAAUGCUGCCAAAACACACAGAGAAAACAUCCCGUUAGGUAUCGGUGUACUAGGCCAAUUCAUCGAAAACUUAUACCAUGUGCAACCAGGUCAGAAUUCGAUCAUUGCUAAAGCUCUUAUAAUUAUGAUCCAGAUGGUCUCUGAGGCAGUACGAUUCAGAAACAUUGAGCGAAAAGUAGUAGCAACUAUAGAUGAUAGUGAUGGAUCUGAAACAUAUUAUGAAGAGUUUUUUCCAGACGGUUUAAUGAUGGAAUAUGAAACAAGUUGGGAUCCGCUCUCCACUGCUGUUCAAUCUGCAACAGAUGGAAUAUUUUCAACAGAAGUGCGGUUGGUUUAUGGUCAAGGUGAAGUUCAAGUUGUGCAAACUGUGAGACAGAUACUUUUCUUUCUUGCAAUAAUGCCGCUUGUAUGCAAAAGAAAGUCGGAAACUAUGGUGGUUUCGCAACAAUACUACUCAAUAAUUAGAAUCCCUCUCCCUCAUUAUAAUCAGCAUCAACAGCAACCUGAUUACUCCUUUUCUUCCUUACAAGAAGCGCGAGGUUAUAAUGAUGGUGAUACUUGUGAUCAGGUUUUAGAGCCCAAGGUGCAUAUCACUGGACCAGAUGGUCUAUGUGUUGCUGUGAACAAUGGAGAUUACCAUGAUGGAAACAUGAUAGUUUUAAACGAAUGUAAAGAUGACCAAGAAAACCAACUCUGGACCUUGAGAACAUGGGAUCAAACGAUUCGAUCUAAUGGAAAGUGUUUAACAACUUACGGGUAUAAGAAAGGAGCUUAUGUAAUGAUCUAUGAUUGCGAAUUGGCGGCUCCUGAUGCCGCCAAAUGGCAAAUUAUGAGCAAUCUUGGAAGGAUAAAAAAUCCCAAAUCCGAGCUUCACUUGACUGCAUCGAAAGAUGCUGCUACUGGCAUAGUUAAAGUCAUAGUUGAUCACUAUCAAUAUGCCUCGAGACAAGUUUGGUUACCUACCAACAUUACAAAACCAACUGUGACCUACAUUGUUGGUAAUCAAUCCCUCUGCUUGACGCAAAACGGAGUUGAUACGGUGUGGAUGCUCUUGUGUCGUCAAAGAAUUUCCGACGAAAGGUGGGCAUUAUACCCAGAUGGUACGAUCAGGCCUAAAGAGAACCAGAAGUUGUGUCUCAAGUAUGAAGAUGGCAAUUUACUUAUCACUCUGGGAACAUGCGGUGGAUGGUCUGAUGAACGUUGGCUUUUUCAGGGCGAUGGCACCAUUUUGCACCUGGCUACAGGUUCAGUGAUAGAUGUCAUAGAAACUCCUAGUCUCUAUCAAAUUACGGCCACUGAUUUUGUCGAAGAUCGUAUCUCCCAAAUUUGGUUUCUUUUUUUUUUUUUUUUUUUUUAUUCAAAGGAGGCCAAGCCAAAAGAAGAAAACAAACAAGAGAAAGAACGAACUAACAAAGUAAGAACAAACCAACAAAAACUAAAACAACUACUGAGGAACUAAACGUGGUGUAGUGACACCACGAGCAUCCUCGAUUACAAUCCUGUGCAACUCCAAAGGAGCCGACUCUAGGACGGCUGCAGCAACAGAUUGAUCCACCCCAUGGUUAGCUAACCAAUCCGCGGCCCGGUUCCCUUCGCGAAAGACGUGAAUCACCUUGACCACCCAAUCUUCUUUGCGAAUUAAAGAUAAGCAAUGUCGAAUGAGAUGGGAACACCCACCACAGCUACUCCUACCGGCAUUUAAUGCUUGAACACAUGAUAGAUUGUCAAGUUGAAUUUGAAGAUGGCUUAUUUGUAGAUUUCUAGCUAGCUCCAGACCUCUUAGUAGAGCCAAAACCUCAGCUCGAAACGCACUACAUCGACCAAAGUUCAGUGUAAGUGCCGAAAUGAAAGUGCCGCAAUGGUUACGAAUGAUUAC
This is a messenger RNA of Beta vulgaris subsp. vulgaris (sugar beet), 2779 nucleotides long. Its product is annotated as abrin-a. The transcript has 4 exons. Gene Ontology annotation, molecular function: rRNA N-glycosylase activity. NCBI's taxonomy places the organism in Eukaryota, Viridiplantae, Streptophyta, Magnoliopsida, Caryophyllales, Amaranthaceae. Gene Ontology annotation, biological process: negative regulation of translation. The record is from RefSeq and is a predicted model, not a curated record. The coding region runs from base 434 to 2362 and encodes 642 amino acids.